AUGGGACGGGUCGAGGUUAGGUUUUGCUUACCCCACCACCGCUACAUAUACACAAUGAUUCUUUUGAUCAUGUCUUCAACAACUUUAUGUGAGAGUAAGCCUAUGAUCAAUGUGAAGAGCACACCUGAGAAAAAGAAACUUUUGGCUAAGUUGGAGAGGUCUAAUAGGAUAAGUAUAAUUGUCAUCAAGAUGAUAGUCUUUGAACAUCUUUUGAGUGAUUUGCCAGAGAAAGUGACAGCCAAGGAGUUUCUUUACGCUCUAGGAGAGAGGUAUCGAGUAUCAGAUAAUGUUGAGUUUAGAUGUUUAAUGAAGCAGUUAAUGGACAUGAGAUAUGAUAAUGUUAAUGGUGUAAGGGAAUUAAUUGUGAAGAUGAUUCACAUCCAAACCAAGCUUAAAUCUCACAAAAUUGACAUUAAUGAGAAAUUCAUUGUUGAACAUGCCUUAAAUUGCCUACCCACUGAUUUCACACAAAUUAAACUUGCCUAUAACACCAUUGUCUGA
Glycine soja is the source of this 501-nucleotide messenger RNA. RefSeq lists its product as uncharacterized. The record is from RefSeq and is a predicted model, not a curated record. Bases 1 to 501 code for a protein of 166 amino acids. The transcript is spliced from 2 exons. NCBI's taxonomy places the organism in Eukaryota, Viridiplantae, Streptophyta, Magnoliopsida, Fabales, Fabaceae.